This is a messenger RNA of Peronospora belbahrii, 1728 nucleotides long. The record is from the annotation of a GenBank genome assembly. Lineage: Eukaryota; Oomycota; Peronosporomycetes; Peronosporales; Peronosporaceae.
AUGACGUCCCGAGCAGCUACUUGUCGUCAGAGGCAAGAGCUCGACGCGUCCAUCGUGGCUUUAUUCCUCUUUUCCGUGUGUCUAAAGCUGCUACUAAUACCUUCUUACACUAGCACAGAUUUUGAAGUGCAUCGUAAUUGGCUGAGCCUUACCCAUAAGUUGCCACGUCGUCUUUGGUACCAUGAACACACGAGCGAGUGGACACUAGAUUACCCGCCGUUCUUCGCAUACUUUGAGUACGCACUGAGCUUUGUAGCUGCUGCUACAGUGGACAAUACUAUGCUUACUAUUAGCUCAGUACCCGUCUUCUCCUCGUCUCUUGUGUUUUUCCAGCGUCUAAGCGUCAUCGUAUCAGACGUGGUACUAUUCUACGCUCUACAUGCUUACUGCUCAUCCUGGCCUACAGUCACAACAACCGAGUGGGCUUUUUCAAAAGCUAAACGACUGGCAAUUAUGCUUAUUACAGUGCUGGAUGCAGGUCUGAUUUAUGUAGAUCACAUCCACUUUCAGUAUAAUGGAAUGCUGCUGGGCCUUUUGAUCCUAUCGGCCACCAAAUUUCGAUUGCAACAAGACCUUAUGGGAGCUUUAUUGUAUGCUAUCCUGCUCAUGUUCAAACACAUUUACUUGUAUGCAGUGCCACUGUAUUUCAUCUACUUGUUGAGACACUACUGCUACGUUAAGAAACCGGGUUCCGAUUCAUCCGAUAGUGAUGAAGAUCCGAAUGGAAGGCUUCUUAGAAAGAGGUCAAUUUCAAGUACUGAUGUGCACAAGACGAUUCAGAAUCUCCAUGAUGGUAACGUGACGUUCUCGUUUCUUAACUUUGUGAAACUAGGGGCGAUGGUGCUCGCAGUGUUCGCGGUCGCGUUUGGAAGUAUUCUGUGGGAUCACGAGGACCCGAUUGCUGGCAUGAAACAGAUCUUGACUCGAUUGUUUCCCGUUCAGAGAGGACUGUGUCAUUCGUACUGGGCGCCUAACGUCUGGGCGCUGUACAUUUUUCUUGACAAAGUGCUCGUGAUUCUCGGCUUUCCUGCUAAAACGGAUGGUGUUGCUCUUAUGAGCGGUGGGCUUGUGCAGGAGGCAAGCUUUGCGGUUCUACCCACUGUGUCACCUCUAGUGUGUGCAGCGCUAACGUUUGCCAUGAUGACGCCGGUGCUACGGAGUGUUUGGAAAUACCCUGACUCGUCGCUUUUUACUAGCGCGCUCGCAUACUGUAUGCUGUGCUCAUUCCUGCUAGGGUAUCACGUGCACGAGAAGGCAAUCCUGCAGGUCACACUACCGAUGGCUCUCAUGGCUGCUGACAGCGUUGCUAGCAUGCGGCUAUACAGGUUUGCAUCAGGGGUUGCGACAAUCUCUCUCUUCCCAUUGCUGUUCACACCUGCCGAACAGGGAUCGAAAGUUCUUCUCGGUGCAUGUCAUGCAUUGCUGGCAGAGGUCGUGCUUGUCCCGUUGCUCAAGCACUCGCUGAAAGAGAGACAUAUCAAGAUAACCGCCGUUGGCAUGUCUUUAUUUGAGCGGGUUUUUCUCGCUGGGCUAGCUGGCAUUGUCUUGCUGGCAGCGGUAUUCCCGUACAUCCCACGCAUUAGUGCGCGAUACCCGUUCCUACCACUCAUGAUGAUCUCAGUGAGCUGCGCCUUGGGAAAUAUUUACGUGUGGGGUUUUUCCGUUACGCAGCACUUUCGGAAACUCGACGCUGUGAAGUACUACCUUGAUGCGCAAAGACCAAAAUAG